AUGCCUCUCGUUGUUCCUGGUAUCAACUCCAACAUGGGCGACAAGUCCGAGUGGGUUAACAAGCUGAUGGGAAAGAAGAUUAGCGACAGUGGAAGUGAUGAGCUGGUACCUCCCGAAGUUUCAAGGCAUUCAUUUGCGAAGAAAGAUCUGCCCCAAUCCCACCGUGUGCUGAAGCCAGAUGAUAUGAAGACGAUGGACCAUAACCCCGACAGGCUGAAUGUCCACCUUGACCAUGAUGGCACCGUCCGAGAUGUGACCUACGGUUAA
Molecule: messenger RNA, 267 nt
Organism: Penicillium cataractarum
Lineage: Eukaryota; Fungi; Ascomycota; Eurotiomycetes; Eurotiales; Aspergillaceae
Exons: 3
Coding region: 1-267 (88 amino acids)
Source: RefSeq, a predicted model, not a curated record